AUGUGCAUGGGCUACGGGGGUUGCGCAGCACGGAAGAAAAUGCAGGCUAUCAUAAUUGGGGUAAAGAAAGGUGGCACGAGAGCCUUGCUGCAGAUGCUCUCUCUCCAUCCACAUAUCCAAAACGCCGGCAAUGAAAUUCAUUUCUUUGAUCGAAACGAAAAUUACCACAAGGGUCUCAAAUGGUAUCGAAAAAGGAUGCCGCUUUCCUUCCCUGGGCAGAUCACCAUUGAGAAGACUCCAGGAUAUUUUGUCACUCCUGAAGUACCUGAACGUGUUAGAGCUAUGAAUGCUAGUAUUAAAUUACUAUUAAUUGUUAGAGAGCCAGUCACAAGAGCAAUAUCAGAAUACACCCAACACUUAGCCAAGGCAACACUACCCCAGGUGAAAAGUACGAAAACCGGUGGUGUUGCUCCAUCACUACAGGAAUAUCAAACUUUCGAGGAACUGGCUCUUUUCCCCAAUGGAUCCAUCAAUGAAUCGUAUCGCCCAUUGGUUAUAUCCAUGUACGAUUUGCACAUGCACCGAUGGCUGGAGGUAUUUCCACGUGAGCAGAUGCUGAUUGUGAAUGGUGAUCAAUUGAUUGACGAUCCACUGCCGCAGUUAACAAAGAUCGAGACCUUCCUUGGUAUUCAGCAUCGAAUAGAGAGAAAAAAUUUCUACUUCAACACCACCAAGGGGUUCUUCUGUUUGCGCAAUGAUGCCAGAGAUAAGUGUUUAAGGGAAUCAAAAGGACGAAAGCAUCCGCAUGUGGAUCAAGCUGUUGUAAGCAAAUUGCGGCGUUUCUUUUCGGAUCAUAAUCAAAAGUUCUACGAGUUGAUUGGUGAAGACUUGGGGUGGCCUGAAGAGUAGAUGGAUUGCAAUAAUUCACGACCAACAAAACUUAAAUCUAUUUUCUUCAUUUUUAAAUGCCAUAAAUAAAAAAAAGCUGUGUCUGAAAUAAACACAAACUUGCAUGUGAACGAUGUGAACAUCCUUAUCCACUAUGCAAUGCAUGAGAUUUCAAGUCGUGAGGCAUAUGGCUUAUUAUCUCUCAUUAUUUUAUUUUAUUAGGUAUAAAGUUCAUUAUGUGUGUUUUUUUUACAUAUAAAAAAAACUUUUUUCUUUAAACUUGAUAUUGUGCAAGCUUUUUUUUCAUUCAAGUCAACACUGCUGAAAAAUUAAUUACACAUUUACAAAGAUUUUCUAAAGAAAAUUAGAAAAUGUCUUGGCACAAAAAUCUUUUGAUUUUUAGAAUAUCUAAAGUGAAAUUUGGUGUGUUUUUGUUCAUUAUUACUCUACUCUUAUUGACUUUGUGGAUUUGGAAUAAUCCCAACAUUAUACAUCAGAGUGCAUCUAUGGGAUCAUUGGUUGGGAAAAGAGAACAACGCCUCCCCAAAGCCAUUAUAAUUGGAGUUAAGAAGUGUGGCACAUACGCAUUGCGGGAGAUGCUGAAUCUGCAUCCUAUGAUUGAGAUUGCCGACAGAGAAUUACGUUUCUUUAUUUACAAUGAAUUCUAUGCAAAAGGACUUCAGUACUACCGCGAGCAGAUGCCCUUCUCCUACGCUGACCAGAUAACAAUUGAAAAAACUCCACGUUAUUUCCUUGUAUCUAAAACACCUCAGAGGAUUAAAGCCAUGGAUCCUGACAUAAAAUUAAUACUACUUGUUAGGGAUCCGGUUACAAGGGCAAUAUCCGAAUAUGUACACCGGAGAAAUAGUAAAGAAAAAAGGCUUAAAAACAAUAUUAAUUUCUACCUUGAAGAAUGGGACAGAACUUUCGAAGAAUUGGCCUUCUUCCCCAAUGGAUCAAUUAAUGAGUCAUACGAACCGAUACGAGUCUCCCAAUACCAUCGUUUUCUGCCUCCAUGGCUUGAGGAAUUUCCACGAGAACAACUAAUAGUUGUUAAUGGGGAUGAACUUAUUAAGGAUCCUGUGUCGCAACUCUCAAACAUUGAAACUUUUCUGGGUCUUGAGCAUAAAAUUACAAAGGAUGAUUUUUACUUUAGCACCGAUAAAGGGUUCUACUGUCUACGUAAAGAAACAGGUGAUGAAUGCUUGAAUAAGAAAAAAGGACGCAAACAUCCAGACAUAGAUCCAGCCAAUAUCAGUAAACUACGACGUUUCUUUGCUGAUCACAAUAAAGAGUUCUAUGAAUUAAUAUCUGAAAACUUUGGAUGGCCAGAAGAAUAGAUAACUGAAUAAAAUAAAUUCUAAGAUUAAAAAAAAAA
Lutzomyia longipalpis is the source of this 2206-nucleotide messenger RNA. Its product is annotated as heparan sulfate glucosamine 3-O-sulfotransferase 5-like. Lineage: Eukaryota; Metazoa; Arthropoda; Insecta; Diptera; Psychodidae. The coding region runs from base 1 to 849 and encodes 282 amino acids. The record is from RefSeq and is a predicted model, not a curated record. The transcript has 7 exons. Gene Ontology annotation, molecular function: [heparan sulfate]-glucosamine 3-sulfotransferase activity.